Messenger RNA from Coccinella septempunctata (seven-spotted ladybird), 2273 nucleotides. RefSeq names its product DNA helicase MCM9-like. Gene Ontology annotation, biological process: DNA replication; double-strand break repair via homologous recombination. The record is from RefSeq and is a predicted model, not a curated record. Gene Ontology annotation, cellular component: nucleus; MCM complex. NCBI's taxonomy places the organism in Eukaryota, Metazoa, Arthropoda, Insecta, Coleoptera, Coccinellidae. Gene Ontology annotation, molecular function: single-stranded DNA binding; single-stranded DNA helicase activity; ATP hydrolysis activity. The transcript is spliced from 8 exons. Bases 71 to 2236 code for a protein of 721 amino acids.
GGGAAAAAUAUUCAUAUUCAUUCAAAAGCAAAAACUUAUGGAAUAGAUUAAUUUCAAAUAAUUAUCAAAAAUGUGUGAUCAAUUUUUGAUUUCACAUCACAAAAAUGAAAUCUAUGAUAUUCUGAAAAAUGUCAACGAUAAUCAUCAUUUCUCAAUAAAUAUAAAUUUCAUAGUCUUGUUUGAUAAUGAUCCUAGCCUAGGAAAUAGAGUUCUAAAAGAAGCUGACACCACUUUAGAAGAAUUGAAUAAAGGGGCUCAGCAUGCUCAAAGCAUCUUGAUUUCGGAGUUAGCAAACAAUGGAAUAAGUGCAUCCACUAAAAAUAAUGUUCAUUGUCGCGUCUACGGCUUACCUAUUUGUCCUGAACUUCACAGAAACUUAUUCCCUAAAAACUGCGAUGCAAAUAAAUUUUUACAAAUUUCAGGAACUGUGGUCCGUAUUUCAGCUUCAAAAUUAUUAGAAUUCAAAAGGGAAUAUGUCUGCACUAAAUGCAAAUAUAAAUCAAUGUGCUAUGCUGAAUACGAUAAAAAAAAUAUUAUAUUCCCUCCUAAACAAUGUACGAAUCCAGAAGGAGACUGUAAUAGUACAAAUUUGAUCAGUAAAGAUGAACUGCAGUCUCAGUUUUGCAAGGAUUAUCAAGAAAUCAAGAUACAAGAACAAGUAUCACAGCUUGGAUUUGGUACAAUGCCAAGUUCUAUGUGGGUUACCCUUGAGAACGACUUGGUGGAUUCGUGUAAACCUGGAGAUAAUAUCACAAUAUGUGGUAUCGUUAAAAGAAGAUGGUCCCCUUUUUUAGUAGGAAGAAAGAUUGAUAUUGAGCUCGCAAUCAAAGCAAAUCAUAUUCAAAUUAAUAAUACAUGUGGCCUACCAAAUUUAGUAACACCAGAAAUCAAGGAAUUGUUUAGCCAGUUUUGGGAAACAUACAAAAAUAUUCCUGUGAUUGGAAGGGAUAUAAUCCUGAAGUCAUUUUGUCCCCAGAUAUUUGGUCUCCACAUUGUAAAAUUAGCCAUCGCUGUAGUGUUAGCUGGUGGCAGUCCUGCUAAUCAAGAUUCUUCGACUGGUGUUAGAACAAGAUCAGAACCUCAUUUGUUAUUGGUAGGUGACCCCGGUACAGGCAAAUCCCAGCUUCUUAGAUUCGCCUCAAAAGUUGUUCCUAGGUCAGUUUUAACCACUGGAGUGGUCUCGACAGCUGCCGGCUUGACUGUUACUGCAAUGAUGGAGGAUGGAGAGUGGCAGUUGGAAGGUGGAGCUCUGGUUUUAGCCGAUGGUGGUAUAUGUUGUAUAGACGAAUUUAAUUCGAUGAAAGAGCAUGACAGGACGAGCAUUCACGAAGCUAUGGAACAACAGACUAUAAGUGUGGCUAAGGCUAGUAUAGUGUGCAAACUCAGCACGAGAUGUUCUAUUUUGGCAGCGACGAAUCCAAAAGGAAAUAUAGACCCUUUGCAACCUUUAUGCAUGAAUUUGGCCCUAGCAACUCCACUACUCAGCCGUUUCGAUUUGAUAUUAUUGAUUAGGGAUACCGUUCAAGAGGAAUGGGAUUCUCUAGUGGCCGAUUACAUUCUGAAAGAUCCCAAAGAAAACACUUCCAAAUUCACGAAAAGUGAAGAGUGGAGUUUGGAAAUGCUACAGGCUUACUUCACGAUCAUCAAAAAGAUCCAUCCGCCACUGACGGAAGAAGCCAACAGAAUAUUGGCCAGUUAUUACCAACUCCAAAGGAGACAAAGCAGUCGGAACAAAUCCAGAACCACGGUGAGACUGUUGGACAGUCUGAUCAGACUGUCGCAGGGACAUGCUCGGUUGUUGUUUCACGAGACAGUUGAGGUUGUCGAUGCCUUAACGGCUGUGGUUUUGGUCGAGAUAGGAAUGGGUUAUCAGGAAGAUUCCGUUUUGAAUUUGAACAUAAACGUUCACAGCAGUUUCCCGGACGAUUCGGUUGAGAAUUACGUGGAAUUAUUGAGAAACGUACUCGAUAAGUUGAAUUUAAGCGAUAUUCUCGAUCAAGAGAUGGGUUUAAUACAGUCCCGAAUCAAUUUGUUAGGUUUCGGGAGUAACGUUAGGGCCGAAUCAAAGUAUUUUCAUGAUAGGCAGAACAAAGAUAAUGUAGAAAUUGGCAAAACAAAUAUUCGGGAAGAUGAAAAUGUACACAACGCUGAUAGUGAACCACAAGUAAAUCCUGAAAUGGAAAGAAGUAUAUUUCAAGAUGAAAAUGGAAUAGAUGAUUUAGAUUUGAAUAUUUGAUGUUACUAAAUAAUUUAAUAAAUUUGGAAUACCUUCA